This is a messenger RNA of Dentiscutata erythropus, 162 nucleotides long. The record is from the annotation of a GenBank genome assembly. Lineage: Eukaryota; Fungi; Glomeromycota; Glomeromycetes; Diversisporales; Gigasporaceae.
AUGGGAACAAGAGUGCUCACAAAAGCAAAUUCAUGUUUAUCAACCGACAUAUACGAAAAUUUCAACGAUCUAUGGAGGGACAAUCAGCACCAAACUUUCAGCGCGAAUACAAAUAAAUUCAAUGAAGAACAAGAGGACAAUUGUGGGCUCAAACUCUGCUAA